This is a messenger RNA of Pseudomyrmex gracilis, 3851 nucleotides long. RefSeq names its product reversion-inducing cysteine-rich protein with Kazal motifs (gene Reck). Gene Ontology annotation, biological process: extracellular matrix organization. Lineage: Eukaryota; Metazoa; Arthropoda; Insecta; Hymenoptera; Formicidae. The coding region runs from base 273 to 3074 and encodes 933 amino acids. Gene Ontology annotation, molecular function: protein binding; metalloendopeptidase inhibitor activity. Gene Ontology annotation, cellular component: plasma membrane. The record is from RefSeq and is a predicted model, not a curated record. The transcript is spliced from 8 exons.
CUCAGUCGUUCGCGAGCUGUGCUCGAGUGCACGUCUCAGAUCUGUGCGAGUGUCGCGCGUGUCACGUGCCGACAUGUGAGUCUUUUACGUAUCUCGAGAUUACUGAGAUUUUCUUCCUUUUUAUUUUCUUUUUUCUGAUUAUUAUCCCUUAAACGUCGAAACACGUGUGUCUGCGAAUUACAUACUUAGAGAGAUGAGGUGAGGAACUUGCACGUUAUCACGGACGAAAGUUUCGAAAGAAAGGCGCAUUUCCGCACGCGCGCGUAGAAAAAAUGCGUUAUUCAAGAAUGAUACUGAUAACGGCGAUUGCGAUGGUCUUCGCACCGAUCGUCGCGAAUCCCUUUCUCGAGGCCGCUCAAGAGAUGUCCUGCUGCUCGAUGGCUGCUGGAUCCUGUCGGAAUGUCUGUUCCAAGAUAUCUUUGGUGGCCAUGGGCGCCGAAAUCGAAGCCAGAAAAAACGCCACGCAACGUCUCCUGGACUUUUGUUCCACGGGACUGACAGACUUCUGGUCCUGCGUGAAUUCAACGUUGAAUGAGCUCCAAAGGAACGAGAAUUGGAUCGGUCGGGGAUGCUGUCAUCUUGUUCAGAAUCCCACGUGUCGCACGACCUGCGCCGUGUCGGGUUCCACGAACGACUUGAAUCACUCCUGUCGGCCGAGCGACGAGCCCGAGUUCUUCUUCUGUUUGGAGAAACGCGAAGAGGCCGAACGAUGCUGCAGUAACGUUUCCAACGAUACCUGCAGAACUAUCUGCAAAAAUAUCUUUUACAAGCCUGGCAGCAAGCAGUCCAAUCUGAAGCUGUACAGCAGCAAGGGUUGCUUUUAUCAAAUUCCCAAAUGUCUGAAGAACAUACCCGACGUGAAGCAUGCCGAUGAUCCGAAGCAACAUCUGCACUGUUGCGAUGAAGCCACGACUCCAGUGUGUCUCGACUCAUGUCGCAGAAUUCUUCACACUGCGACUACUGAGCAAGAAAUUAUGGAUGAAUUGGCUGAAAAAUGCAGUCCAGUUUUGCCGCAGUCACCCAUGUGGAGCUGUCUGUUGAAAUCGAGCUCAUCGAAAUCGGUACGUUUACCUUUGAACGCUGGAAAAUUGACGUGCUGCACAAAAGCGGCGAAACCUUCUUGCAAGAAUCUGUGUUUGCGAGCCUUCCAAGCUGACUGGGAAUCUGCCUGGUCUCAGUUAGAAACGCAGUGUCUCUCGUCCAGUUUAGAGGGUGAAUUGAGAAGAUGUCUCGAAGACGCAGACGAUCCUUGCGAAAUGGGUUGUUCUGGAUUGUCUUACUGUGCACAGUUUAACGAUAGACCCACCACUUUGUUCAGAACGUGCACAUCCGCGGCUGACGAAAGAGCCAAGAUGGAGGCGGACUAUUGGACUCGAGGUGGUCUAAUUCGCGGAUUAGGCGUGCGCGCCGCUGCUUCCUGUCCGGUAGAGACUCUACGUGCGGCAGCUUGUCUUCUACAGAUACGACCUUGCGAGACUAGAAUCCACGAGACGCGACUCUGUCGUGAAGACUGUUUAGAGUUGAUGGCCAACUGCGUGGACUGGAGCGCGAUUACUGGACCUCACACAGCGGCCUCUUUAUGCGCCAAGCUGUCGCCGGGUAGAUCGGAUGCGCCGUGUGUCCAGCUCAGACCUUUCCUAGAUGACCCACAGGACGAUGAAGCGGUGAUUCAUCCCGAAGACGACAUUACGACACCGUGCAAGCACAAUCCUUGCUCGGAAAACCAGCUCUGUGCCCUUCAACCCAACGGCGCCAAAACAUAUCAAUGUUUACGGGCCUGUUCUCUCGGUGAGAUGUCAAAGCAGCUGAUACCAGUUGGAUCUUGGGUCCAAAUCCCGCGGAUCGAUCAAAUGUCUGAAGCGAUCGACUGUCUGAAGAUCUGCCAAUGCACAACGCACGGAUUGGAAAAGUGUCGCACCUUGAAUUGCUUUGGUUUCAAGUCUUGUUGGGUGCAUGACCGGUUUAUUAAGCACAAGUCCAAUUUUUACCUCGAGUGCAAUCCUUGCCACUGCUUCGAGGGUGAGUUUCACUGUUCUAGAAGGAGUUGCGACGAGCUACGCGUGCCAUCUUUACCUUGCGACUGUCCAGCUCAUUACGUUCCGGUUUGCAGCAGACUGGGUUUCACUUUCGCAUCUGCAUGUUUAGCCAAGUGUGCCGAGUUCUCGGCUACUGAAGUAGAAUUUGGCAGCUGUUCCAGUCGGGAUCCUUGCGCGUCUAAUUCCUGUGACAAUGGAGAAAAAUGCGUCCGUCGACCCAAAGUUUGUUUGUCAGGCUUGCACAAACCUUGUCGGCAAUAUGAGUGCGUAUCGAUAGAUUGCAAUCCGAGCGAAUCCAGCGGACCAGUCUGCGAUCGUGAGAAUCGUCAAUAUCCCUCUGUCUGCGCGAUGAUCCGCGCCGGCGCUAUCCUAGGCUAUAGAGGUCCCUGCCUAAGAAGAUGUAAUCUCCGAGGUCCGGUGUGUGGUAUCAACGGCGAAGUAUAUGCUAAUGAAUGUGCGGCCUGGGCUGAGAGAACUGUUGUAGAUUACUAUGGUCCUUGCGUCGCUAUCGGUCUUAUAGGAGAUGAGGCAAAGCCUCGUUGUGGCGAUGCCGUACAGUGUCCUACUUUAGCGGAUCCGUACUGUAUCGGGGUCACUCCUCCUGGCGCUUGUUGUCCCGUUUGCGGAGGCGCGGCGAGAUUGUUUUAUUCAAAAAAACAGUUGGACAGAAUCUAUUAUCUGAUGAAUGAAACUGACAAGGAUUCCGUCACCCUGGAAGCGCUUCUGACUGCUCUAGGUCGUCAGCUGCAAGUGGCACAAUGCGCUGUUCGCGGCAUGAUGACACCUGAUCGCGAUAUCUUUAUCGUCGUUCAGCCUAUUACCAAAAAGCCAUCGACAUUACAGUUACGUGCUUGCGUUACGGAAACGGAGAAACUUGUUACCAGAAUUUCGGAGAGAAGUCCUACAAUUGCAGCGGAAGUUCCUUUGGGUUCGCUGACCAGAGCUGAGCUAGCUCACGGUUACAUUUCCAGUGCCACGAAACUUCAAACUUGGCUCGCGAUAAUUGUUGUCGUCUUCUUGCUAAAUGGCUUAUUCUAAAUAUGAUUAUGUCAAAGAAAAUGAGAUGUGACAUCGCUUAUUUCGUACAGUGUGAUUCCAAAAAAUUUCUAGAUAGUUUUAAUCGUAUCAAGUAUAAAUUCAACCAACUUAUAAUUUAAAGGCAAGAAACUAUAGCCAUAAGCGGUGACUCUCGUUUUCUUAUCCACUUUUGGCGCUGAAGAGCAUUUAUUUACCUAAUCGCGAUGUCAUUUGCGACAGCGAAUGUCUAAAGCGUGUCUCGUGUCUGUGAUUCUUCUAGUGCCUUCUGAUAACAUACAGAAGUAUAGAACAUAUUUUUAGAUAUCGAUUACUGCCAAAGAGAACAAAGUAUAUAUCGAGAGAAUUGUACAAAGAUGAUGGAUUUCUCGGUGCGUGAUUGUCACGGACGACCGAGAAACUGCUCACUAUAAAGUUCUACUCCGAAAAGACUCUGUAAACUUAAGUUAUAAAUGCCAGUCCGCUUAUCUCGAUCAAUAACGAUGUGUUUGCAAGUGUCUUUUAUACGCACGUUCUUCUAAAAAAGCUUAAUAAGAGAUCUUUUCUUUUUUUAGGUUUUGUUAUAAAUAUUUUGUCGAUAAAAAGAGAAACAACUAAUAAAUUUAUGUAAAGUACAAUUAUUAUGCAAAUCUCUAGUUCUUUCACUGAGUAUGUGUUAUUAUGUAACGUUCCGAAUUGUUAUUUUAUAUAUUUUGCAAAUAAAAAUAAAUUCAUUCAAUGUAUCAGAGAGUAAGCACGGUUAAAGGAACGAUACGUAUUCGCAUUUUAUUUACAAACCUG